Messenger RNA from Macrosteles quadrilineatus (aster leafhopper), 631 nucleotides. Its product is annotated as DNA-directed RNA polymerase II subunit RPB1-like. Lineage: Eukaryota; Metazoa; Arthropoda; Insecta; Hemiptera; Cicadellidae. The coding region runs from base 59 to 631 and encodes 190 amino acids. The transcript has 2 exons. The record is from RefSeq and is a predicted model, not a curated record.
AGGUUCCAGGCUACAAUGGAAAUAAUCAUGGUGUCCAGAUAUCAGCUUUGCUAAGACCAUGAGCAGCAUGAACAGUCCGAGUACCCUCAGCUUCACCACGACGACCGGUACAUCCUCCAGCAGACCUAGCAGUCGCCGCGGGUCGGUGUCUACAGCAGACGACACGUCCGAGUGUAUGGAGCCCUACUUCCAGCUCAGCCCGGCCCCGGCCACUACCUCGCAACCCUACAACUUCUCCCGCAGUCCCUCGCAAUCUGUCAAGCGCAAGCCUCGCAAGAAGUGUAAGGACCUCAGUCACUUCAACUCCGUGCCUCCUAUCGGUCACAUGUCCAGGUCCAACUCCAACAGCUUCUCUCCCUCUCUAUCGCUCAUCUCUCCUACCGACUCGGGCCCCAAGAGUCCCAGGAGUUACCACGCUCCAAAGUCACCUCAGGAACACUCCCCUAGGAUAGCCAAUCGUUCCCCGUCGGAGCCCAAGUCACCAAGAAAGUCUCCCUUGACGCCGACGUCGAACCACUUCAAUUUCCCUCCGAGCCCGUCAUAUUCUACAAAGAGCCCUGGGACGUCGAAGAGAAAAUUCUCGUUCAGCGGUCCUCCCAAAAGCCCGAAGAGUCCUAGCACGGUAGGUUGA